Trypanosoma grayi is the source of this 429-nucleotide messenger RNA. RefSeq lists its product as hypothetical. The transcript has a single exon. The record is from RefSeq and is a predicted model, not a curated record. NCBI's taxonomy places the organism in Eukaryota, Euglenozoa, Kinetoplastea, Trypanosomatida, Trypanosomatidae. The coding region runs from base 1 to 429 and encodes 142 amino acids.
AUGGUACUUGGACCGAUCACUCACCUCGCGAUCCGCACGCGAUGCUGGGCAAUACAAAGCCUGUACAAUGAUUACCGGCAUCCCAAAGUCAGCUGUACAGAACAUGCUUUACCCGAAGCCAACCUUCAGCCGCUAAGUACAACGGCACUAACCCGUAGCUUUAAAUAUAUGCUCUUGUGCGAAACGCGAGGGGGAGCUGCGCGUGACAGCGCAAAAGUGGUAUACCCGACCGAUCGCCCCGCAAGACAAUUGUAUGCUACCAUCGUGGCGCAAUACCCAGGUCCCCAUCUUGAAGCCAGGGUGCCGCUCCAAACGCCCUUCGCGCUGCGAUGGGCAUCCGGAGCCCCCUCACACACACAGCUCGAGGGUCUAACCGCUGCGGACCUGGAAGGUGUCAAGCUUCAAACAUGCACCAGGUCGAUUUCCUGA